This is a messenger RNA of Nelumbo nucifera (sacred lotus), 1007 nucleotides long. RefSeq lists its product as uncharacterized. The record is from RefSeq and is a predicted model, not a curated record. NCBI's taxonomy places the organism in Eukaryota, Viridiplantae, Streptophyta, Magnoliopsida, Proteales, Nelumbonaceae.
AGUGUGAACGAAACUAGCCAUUUGAUUCAAAACGCCCAACAACCAAACAAACAAUCUCGUUUACUCUUCUUACUAGCAGAGGCCAGAGAGGGAGAGAGUAAGGAAAGCAAUAAGCAAGCAAGAAAGAAAAGCGAUGCAACCCAACAAGACUCAGUUCACACUUCCUCUUAUAAUUCUCUUCCUGUAUUUGCUAACCUACCCUUCUGUGGCAUACAAUACCGGCAGCGGCCGUUUCGGAAGAAAGGCGUUCUCGUUCUCGUGGGAUAUGCCGUGGACUCCGAGCGGCAGAACCGGAACCCCGAGUACCGGCGGGGACAGUGGGUCCGGUCAUGGUAGCAAUUGGGAUUACAAUUGGGGUUGGGGAUCAAGCCCUGGAAGUGGAUGGGGAUAUGGCUCUGGGUCUGGUCGGUCUCCCAGUGGGAAUGGGAGAGGAUAUGGGUUUGGCUUCGGUACUGGGUCGGGGUCAGGGUCAGGCUCAGGCUCAGGGUAUGGUUUUGGUUUUGGUGUAGGUGGUAGUAGUGGAGCUCGUGGCGUUGGUUACGGCUUUGGAAGUGGUUCUGGCAAUAUUCCUAGUGGGGGUGGGGGUGGCGGUUCAGGCGGUAUGGACAGCCAAAGAGGUGAACACUCCCCGUCCAUUUCUGGAGCUGCAAACGACCAAGGAAACUGAUGACUGAGCUACUGGUUUUCUUCUUGUACCAUCCAUCGAGAAACUUAAUACCACAGUGAUCUCUCCUCUCCAAUAGGCUAUAGCCUAUAGCUACUGUAAUUGCAUACAGUGUGUAUACGAGAAUAAUAUAAUAUAAUAGUAGUAACUACUAACUAUAUACAGUACCAUAUAUAUAUAUAUAUAGCUUAUGGUUAGCUAGCAGAAGGAAGAAGUUUGUAUUUCGAGCUUCUAACUCCAUUAAUGAGUUUCUGUGGUACUUUUCUCGAUCGGAUAUUACAUGAUCACCAGGCGAAAGCCAGAGUCAACGUAGUAUAUUUAGAAAGAAACCAGAUUGGAUUAA